CGGGGAGCUCGGUCGAAUCCAACGGCUCCCGUCGAGUUCCGACGCCGCUCGGCAAUGGAAACGAAACCGCCAUCGUCGUUUCUCCUUCCCGCUCUUUCCACUUCGCACUCGAAGACUGCACACGCGCAGCGCAUAGCAGAAUCGCCGGGAGAGCAUGUGUGGAAGAGCUCGUUGCAGCCUCAGGGCCGACGACAUCCCCCGCGCCGCUCACCGCGGCGGUCAACCCUCCCGCACCAUCGACAUGGACCGGUACCGCCCGGGCUAUAAUUUCUCGCCGGGAUGGAAUGUGCCGGUGGUGCGGAGGGAAGAGAAUUCCGACGGGGAUGAUUACGUGCUCCACUGCAUGAAAUGGGGGUUGAUUCCCAGUUUCACCAAGAAAAACGAGAAGCCUGAUCAUUAUAAGAUGUUCAAUGCUCGGUCAGAGUCGAUAAAUGAAAAGGCUUCGUUUCGUCGUCUCAUUCCCAAAUGCCGGUGCCUUGUGGCUGUUGAAGGAUUCUAUGAAUGGAAAAAAGAUGGAUCCAAAAAGCAGCCAUAUUACAUUCAUUUCAAGGAUGGUCGUCCCCUUGUAUUUGCUGCUCUGUAUGAUUCAUGGAAGAACUCAGAAGGUGAAAUUGUUUACACCUUUACCAUUGUCACAACUUCAUCAUCGCCAGCUUUGCAGUGGCUACAUGACAGGAUGCCCGUUAUUUUAGGUGACAAGGAGUCAACUGAUAAAUGGCUGGGUGGCUUGUCUUCUUCCAAAUUAGAUACUGUGCUCAAACCAUAUGCAGAGCCAGAUCUGGUUUGGUACCCUGUGACACCUGCUAUGGGCAAGCCAUCAUUUGAUGGACCAGAAUGCAUUAAGGAGAUCCAACUGAAGAAAGAGGACAAAAAUAUGAUUUCAAAAUUUUUCACGAGAAAGGAAAUCAAGAAAGAAGAAGAAGCUAAGGGAGAAGAGAAAAGUUCUCAUCAUGAUUCUGUCGAGACUGAUGUGCAUACAAGCUUUAAAGGGGAACCUAAAGUUGAAGACUGCAACGAAUUCUCAUCGCCAACUGAUAAAUCUGACGUUGCUAAACAUCUUGAUGACGCAACCGGACAGGGCCAAGUCAAAAGGGACUACAAGGAGUUCUCAACUGAUUCCGAUCAAGGCACAUACCAAACAAAUGUGACCCAAACAAGUCCAUUGAAGAAGAAAAGAGAGGUUAAGAGUAAUGAAGAUAAACAACCGACACUAUUUGCAUACUUUACCAAAAGCUAGUUUGGAUGCUUUAGCAAGAUUUGUGGCUUCAUUUAUGUCCCUUGUCUGUAUAAAAUCGUACUUGUUGUAUAGAGUGGUGACAGCUUACCUCCAUUUUGUUGUUGGAAAGAGGUGUAGCUUGUAUUGCUUGGUGAUGUGUAUAAGUUGCAUUUUGCAGGGACAUGAAAAAACAGAUGAAUCUGUAAGAUCUUUGGGCUUGCAAAUUAUCGUUGUUAGCUGUGUUUUUGCUUGUGACAA
Syzygium oleosum is the source of this 1474-nucleotide messenger RNA. RefSeq lists its product as uncharacterized. Gene Ontology annotation, biological process: DNA damage response. The transcript is spliced from 8 exons. Gene Ontology annotation, molecular function: single-stranded DNA binding. Bases 155 to 1237 code for a protein of 360 amino acids. The record is from RefSeq and is a predicted model, not a curated record. NCBI's taxonomy places the organism in Eukaryota, Viridiplantae, Streptophyta, Magnoliopsida, Myrtales, Myrtaceae.